CCUGUUAGGCUUUCAAGGAUCCAAGCUGCUGAAACUGGAAAUAGAGAGAAAGAGACCAACGAGAUAAGUUGCCUGUUGUCCUCCAAGGCGAAAGUCCAAGGAAGCUCUUAGCUAAUCACUUGACAAAGAGCUCUUUGUUAUGGAUUCCUCUGAAGAAAUAUGACUCUCUGGAUCGAAUGAGGAGUGCUUGGUGCUGUGAUCUCCAUUCCUUACCAGUUCAGCUGAGGGCUUUGCAAGCGCACAGCAAAAGCCGGACCUCCACCAGGCCUUCUGGAGAUGUCUCCCUUCUCCGUAGCCAUCCUUUUGUCGUGUGCCCUGGUGGCCCAGGCCUCCAAGGCUUGCCCCCACCCGUGCACCUGCUACGAGUCCUCCAGUUUCGUGGACUGCCACAGCCGCCACUUGGCCAAAGUCCCCCAAGGCGUCCCUCACGACACAUGGAUGCUGGACCUGAGGCACAACAACUUGAGUGGGCUACAGGGAGGCGGCUUUGAUGCCCUGUGGUCCCUGAGGAUUCUACUCUUGUCCCACAAUCCCAUUACGAGGAUAUGGCCCAACGCUUUCAGGACCCUGGGCUUCCUGGAGAAGAUGGACCUCAGCCACAACCUCCUGGUCCACCUGCCGCACUACUUCUCGGACGACUUGACUUCUCUGAAGGAACUCAAGGUGUCCUACAACCACCUGGGAGCCUUGCGUUUCAACAGCUUGCAGUACCUAGAGAACUUGGAGAAGCUAGACCUGAGCCACAACCGGGUGACUUCGAUCGAGAGAGGAACUUUCCAGGGCCUCUCUGGGCUCAGGCACCUCUACCUUCAGUCUAACAGACUUACGGUGCUCUACAAUGGCUUCUCCUUCAUGCUCCAGAACCUUGAGGUCCUCCUGCUGAGCAACAACAACAUCAGCGCCAUUGAGCUGGAGGCUUUCAUCUCCUUGCACAACAUGAAGCUUCUGUCCCUGACGGGCAACCAGCUCAUUCACCUCAAAUUCAAGACGUUCCUGAACAUCCAGACCAUCAGCACCCAUAUCCAAUUUGCAGGCAACCCGUGGAUUUGCGACUGCGACCUCCAGCGUGUUUUUGGCAAGAUCAUGAGUGUCCGGCACCUUCAUGUGGAUGACUACGAGAACAUCACCUGCGCCAGCCCCUGGCAGCUGGCGGGGUCACCCCUCACGUCUGUGGACAGCCAGCUGUGCGUGGCAGAGACUGCCACUGUCCUGGUUAUCACUGUCACCGUCUUGGUGACGGUGAUCGCUGCCAUUGUCAUGGCAGAGAGGAACAGGAAGAAGAACCAGGGCAAGAACUGGAAUGAACCCGAAGGUCCCUUUGACUCGGAGAAAUGAGAUGGGGUCACGGG
Lacerta agilis (Sand lizard) is the source of this 1349-nucleotide messenger RNA. Its product is annotated as leucine-rich repeat-containing protein 17-like. Gene Ontology annotation, molecular function: protein binding. The record is from RefSeq and is a predicted model, not a curated record. NCBI's taxonomy places the organism in Eukaryota, Metazoa, Chordata, Lepidosauria, Squamata, Lacertidae. The transcript has 2 exons. Bases 277 to 1335 code for a protein of 352 amino acids.